CUCAGUAUUUUGUUCCUGCAAGGAAUUCAAAGUGCACGGAUGCAAUGGUCGUCUACAAAAAACAGACGGGGGCGAUGGACGCAGACGAACUGGUCAAGAUUGAAGAUACCUCCUCAAGUGAGGAUGAAGACCGACCGGCAACGAGUAGAAAGCGGACAGCGGAGUUUGGUUCAUCUCCUGCUAAGCGGAUUCGAAGCCUCGCUAGCUACGACACCAAAGCUUGGAUCAAUCAAUGUAAAGAACACUCAAAUGCUGUGGAAUUGUCAAGACUCUGAGCCCUUCCGUUACUCAGUCGAUGAAAUGCUUUAUCCGGAUUAUCGCACCAUCAUAGACACCCCUAUGGACUUGAACACAGUCCGAGAGCAACUUGAAGGAAUGAUCUACCAAGACCCCAUGGAAUUCUGUAAAGACGUACGCCUCGUCUUCACCAACUCAAAAAGCUACACCCCAAACAAAAAAUCUAAGAAAUAAAAGCUUGAAAUCGCGCAGGAAAUCACGUCGCCCAUCCACUUAAGCCUCGUCCUCUAACAGCAAAGCCGUGUCAUCUCACAGCGAAGAAGACGAGGAGACAGAGAUCCCUACUCGUGCGGGGCCAUCCAGGGUGGGGCCAUCCAGGGUGGGGCCAUCCAGGGCAGGGUCAUCCAGGGCGGGGUCAUCUAGGGCGGGGCCAUCCAGAGAGAACUCAGCCAGCGUCGCCAGACCUAGUACUUCAAGACAGUUAAAUGCCAAAGAAAGUCCAACCAGUACCAGACUAAGUGCCAAGAACAUUCCGUCCAAGAGUAAAAACUCAGGAAAUCAACGACAUUUACAAAAAGCGUUGCAGAAAGAGUGAAGAGGCAAACGAAAUCCAGCAACACGAGGAAAGAUGAUUCGGGAGAAGAAAGUGAAGACCAAGACGAGAACAGUGAAGAAGAGGAGGAGGAGGAGGAAGAAGAAAAUGAGGAGGAUGAGGGGGAGGAAACAGACGUGGAGCAAGAAAAGAAAGAUGAAGAUGAUGAAGAUGAUGAAGAAGAUGAAGAAGAUGAUGAAGAAAAUGAAGAAGAAGAAGAAGAAGAAGAAAUUAAACCAUUAAGACCAAAACGAAACGGGAUGAGAAGAAACGUUGCUACAAGAAAUUCUGGUUCUAACUUGAGCAACGGUCACAUGAAGCGGUACUCCACAAGAAAUCAGCCAGUAGUAAGCGACAAC
Messenger RNA from Asterias rubens (European starfish), 1188 nucleotides. RefSeq names its product PH-interacting protein-like. The transcript has 7 exons. NCBI's taxonomy places the organism in Eukaryota, Metazoa, Echinodermata, Asteroidea, Forcipulatida, Asteriidae. The coding region runs from base 40 to 471 and encodes 143 amino acids. Gene Ontology annotation, molecular function: protein binding. The record is from RefSeq and is a predicted model, not a curated record.